Molecule: messenger RNA, 780 nt
Organism: Actinia tenebrosa (Australian red waratah sea anemone)
Lineage: Eukaryota; Metazoa; Cnidaria; Anthozoa; Actiniaria; Actiniidae
Product: interferon-induced protein 44-like
Source: RefSeq, a predicted model, not a curated record
AUGUCCGAUAAUGAAAAAAAAAUGUUGCAAAGUCUAAGAAAAGGCUUAAUGCGUAGAGGUAUUCCUACGUACGUCUCACUCGCUUUUAUCGACAUUGCAUGCAAGGAAGUGGGAGAGGAUUUGACAAAAGUCUAUUACAGUGUUCUCGUUAAGGAUCUUGUUUUAAAAACUUCUAAAAUGUUGCUGAAUCUUCCAAUAAGCAACAUACUACCCGUUGUGAAUUAUAAGCAUCAAACAGAAUUGGACAACAACAUGGACAUUUUACUGCUGAAUGCCUUCAGUCGACUGAUUGGUGCCAAAGAACGUAAAUUCAAGAAGAUGAAGUGUAAGAUUGCUGAUGCUGCACCAGUAACCACUUCAGGCGUAGUCCUGCCUUACUAUAACAUCUUUAUUCUGGGACAAAUAGGUUCAGGAAAGUCGACUUUCUUUAAUGGGAUCAAUGCCAUCCUCACGAACCGAAUGUUGACGACCAAAGCUGAAGCUGGAGAGAUGGCAUUUAGUUUGACAAAAGAGUUUCGUAUGUACGAGAUAAAAGCACCGGGGGAGGAAAAGGUAUCGUCAACGAGAAUAUGCGACACUUUUGGUCUCAAACAAAAUGCUGAUGAUGAUACAGACGUCCGAAACGUGCUAAGUGCCAUAAAUGGACACGUGCCUGAUAAGCAUUUUUUCACCGACGAUGAAUUCCAUCAAGAUAGCCCAGGCUAUAUCGCUUUGCCAACAUUGGAAAACAGAGCACAUUGUGUUGGCAUUGUCAUUGAUGCACAGAAAGUUUCUAUCAUG